AUGACGGAUAAUCCACCUCCACCAAAAAGACUGUUGGAUGACUACGGAGGUGCAAAUGCACCAACCGGCAGAUUAACAAUUGUCGACCAACUAGUGAACGUGGCUAAUUUCCAGUUACAUCCUAGUACUACUAAUCAGCUAGAAAGGAAGCAUUUCACUGGAAAGGUAAAUGAAGAUGCAAACAAGCAUUUGCAGAGAUUUUUGACCAUGAGCAACACUCUAAAAAUUGAUGGUCACACCGAAGAAGCUAAGAAGUUGAGAAUGUUCCCGUUCACCUUAGCGGAAGAAGCCGAAGAAUGGUUAUAUUCUCUACCUGCUGGUAGCAUCACAUCUUGGGAAGAGAUGGAAAAAGCCUCCCUGAAUGAGUAUUUUCCAGCUUCGGUUUUUCUGCGAAAAAGAUGUCAAAGUAAACCAGAAGGGGUUAUCGAUUUAAAGCUGGAAACCAAUAAAAUCCGUAUUGAAGAUACUAUAGCUACCGAAGUUGAGAAGAAGCUGAAGGCGAUGAAUAUAGGUACUCAACAGGUGGCACAGGUCCAACCGGCUCCUACUGAGAUUUGUAAUGGUCCGCACCAAACGCAACAACAAGCCCCGAAGAAAGCUGAUUGGGAGAUUGCCAUUGAAAGAAUGGAAGCUCAUAAUGGUCAAUUCCAAGAAGAAACCCGAAACAAUCAGAAAAACACCACAACAUCCAUAAAAAAUCUUGAAGUCCAGAUGGGUCAAAUAGCACAACAAUUAGCCUCGAGUUCCCAAGUACAAGGUGUUCUAUCAAGUGCAACUGUGACAAAUCCUAGAGAGCAUAAUAAUGUGAGCAUUGUGACAACAAGAAGUGGUAAAUCUGAUGAAGUAGUUGAGGAGUUGGAUGAAGAGGAAGAUCAAUUGAUCGAAGUGGAUCUUGAGAUCAAAGAAAAUGAAGCAUAA
Lathyrus oleraceus (garden pea) is the source of this 918-nucleotide messenger RNA. RefSeq lists its product as uncharacterized. Bases 1 to 918 code for a protein of 305 amino acids. NCBI's taxonomy places the organism in Eukaryota, Viridiplantae, Streptophyta, Magnoliopsida, Fabales, Fabaceae. The transcript is spliced from 3 exons. The record is from RefSeq and is a predicted model, not a curated record.